AUGGCCGCCGCGCGCACCGCCCCUUUUGGCGGCGACGCCCCGCCCCCCUCCGCACGGAGGGGAGGAGGCGGGAAACUCGACGCGAUGGAGGGCGCCAUGGAAGCGAAGCUCCAGCGGGUUACCUCAUGGCUAAAGACGAUCUUCGGGGAUGAGCCCGUUCCUCAGUAUGAAGUGAACGYGCAGACCGUUGACAUCCUGUACGAGCUCGCCGAGAACAACGCGGCCCGGGACAGGGACGUCACGCUGCUCAUAGAGGACAUGAACCAGAUGGCAGCAGAGUACGAGGAGGAAGCCAAGUAUCUACAGGAUCUUCUCGCAAGAAGCCUGGACUUUUCCUUGACUAGUCUCUCCACUGAGGGCACAGGUUACCUCAAUGAGCUGGUAAACACUGCCCUAACUCUCGAGAUAAAGGACACUUCUCUUGCCAGUUCCAUCGCUGCAAUGAAUGACCUGAGUUGGGAUCUGUAUGACACAGAAUCAAAAAACAGAGAAUUGGAACAGGAAUUGAACAGCAUUAAGAAAAAGCUAACUGCAGCACUGGUGCUGGAAAAACGGCUGCAAGAGGAUCUUAAAAAAACACAGGAACAUUUGGAGGUGGAAAAAGCAAAAGCUGAGAGCCGAGCCCAGAACUUGAAGUUCCUGAAAAACAAAGCCGAGGAUUUCAAAAUCAGGAUCAAGACUGCUGAGGAGCAACUGGCAGCCACUGGCUUGGACCAGUCUUUGACACAUCAGUCGUUGGUGAACCUGGCUGAGAAUCUAUCUGAAUUAAAUAAAGAAGUUGAGUCUUUGAAGAAGAAACUGGAGCCCUACUACGAUUUAACUCCCAAUCCUUCCCUUGUACAAGUGAAGAUUGAAGAAGCAAAACGGGAACUGAAUGCCUUGGAGGCAGAGCUGGCCAAGCAGAUUGACAAGCUGACUCUUUCCACGGUGGAAUCCAGCGAACUCUUCACAUAAGAUGCAGAAGAUGAAACGGUGCCCUGUCCAAUAGUCUCUUUAUUUGCACUUGUAAAAUCUCUCAGAUUUGUGAAUGCCCUUGUGCAGCUUUUUGCCUUUCUCUUCUUGCUCUUGGAUGGCACACCUGUGAUCUUGCAGCUUAUCUUGCAGAAUUUGAAGACAACUUCUAGGCUUAUGUCUAAAGAUCAUGUAAAUGUGGGCAUUUUGGGCAUCAAGGUAUUUAUCUGCUCCCUUCCAUUUAAUGCCUUUAGCAAGGAAUUGAUAUAUUAAUCAAAAUGUCUCAUAUGGAAAAUUUGACCUGGUACUCGGAGUAGUAUCUCCUGGAGCCCAAGUCUUGCAGUGUGAGAUAGGCAACCAAGGGAAGUUUCUUUUCUAUGUGUGAUUGGUUGUCUCCUCUCUUGGCAAUGAAUUGAGCCCUAACUUAACUCAUGUGGGUCACAGUGAGUAACAAAUUUUAUCACGUAUUUCACUCGGUAAUAAAUUUUACCACUCAUGAGGGUGGGUAAAAGCACUGACUCUCUAAAUAUCCCGGUUGUCUUUGCAGUCUGAAAAAAAAACAAAUUCCUUGAACUGAACUGUAGGAUUUGUCCUUGUUCUAGACUUUGUCUGUUGUUGGCAACUUAAAAAAAAAUCAUAAGUAGCACUAAGAAAGUGGUAGUAGGAAGAGAGCUUUAGAGAUAGUAAUAGCUUUGCAAACAAAAAAUGGGCUUUAUAGUAAGAGCUUUCUAGGUCUGAAAAUGUAUAGAUAUUUUUGCAGAUCUACUGGGAUAUGGUCAUUUUUAACAUAGGUUGUCACUUCUAACACUGUCUUCUCAAAUCAAUCCCUAGCAGCCACCUCCUCCCUCUAUGUCACGAUCACCAUCAACACCCUCUGCUUGUAAAAGCUUCUCGAUACUGAAAGGCAAGACCCAAAAGCUCCUGGGGGAAGAAACAAAAUCCAUAAAUUGUGGCAAUACCUGAGAACUGAGCACAGAUUGAGCACCUUCUGCAAUGGGCAGUGUCCAAGCAGGAGCAAUGCAGGUAACUUUGCAAUUAGAGUUAAGGCAGUGGUGCUAUGCCUGUCCCCAGCAGCUGUUAACUUGGGUCAAUGUAGGAACUGGUCUCACUGAUUUGCAGCAAGGGAUGUUCUUUUUUCGGUUGUUCGAGCUUGUCCCUUGAAGCAAUAGAACUGUGAGAUCCUUAUCUAUGAUAAUCCUUAACGUAGGGUGCAUCUCUGAUGAUAGCCCAGAACCUGCAAGCUCCAAACAMCACCAGCUGGAAUAAACUGCUGCAGCCUCAUGGCCUUAUGUCCUUCCCCAGCUAUUCCUUUCACCUUCCCAGGGAAAAACGGAAAGAUGCCCUGGGAGCUGAGACAUCUGUGGGAAUCUUCUGCCUCUUCCAUAGAAGGCCUAGAUGUCAAAGACAUCAAACAGCGUUUAGGUAGGCACAAGRGAGCAGUUUAAGAGGGAAAGUCAUUGUCAGGCCCCUGAGUUCAUGGCCAGCAAUAGUUGGGGCAUCUUAAUUAGUGGAGGUUUUAAGAAUAGAGCAGAAAUGUUUUGGUUAAACGUUUAUAACGCUAGGGGAAGUCGAUGGUGCUUUGGCAGAGGGAGAAGGAUUCAUUCAGCUUUAUCAGGGCCCUUUAACAUCUCUCAGCUCUUCAGUCAGGACGGAGCCUCACGGAUCUUCAUCCCGGGCAUCACAUGCCAAYGUGGGAGCCCCUCGUGGAAGCAGCAGCUCACAAGGCUGAGCAGAAACCACCUGGUUUUGAACCGAAACGGAUCUGUUUAAAGGAAAACUUGCGGGUGCUAAAACAAGCAUAACAAAACACUAGAGAAAUGUGAAAUACAGGGGGCAGGAUUAAGGCUGGCAAGUUGAGAUAUAUCCUUACGUGACUACUCAAAAUGUGUUGACUGAAGCAGUGCGUGUGGAAAGCGUUUUGGCGGUAUAAUUCAGCUGCAUUUUAGUGGUCCGUAUCGUAGAAAUUUUAUAGUUGUUGCAAACGUCCCACUGCAGUUUUUUUCAAGCGUCCUUUGAGCGAAAGCGCUGAGAACUUUUUCCG
This is a messenger RNA of Nothoprocta perdicaria, 2992 nucleotides long. RefSeq names its product HAUS augmin like complex subunit 1 (gene HAUS1). Gene Ontology annotation, biological process: centrosome cycle; spindle assembly. The record is from RefSeq and is a predicted model, not a curated record. The transcript is spliced from 10 exons. Gene Ontology annotation, cellular component: HAUS complex; cytosol. Bases 1 to 954 code for a protein of 317 amino acids. NCBI's taxonomy places the organism in Eukaryota, Metazoa, Chordata, Aves, Tinamiformes, Tinamidae.